GAUUGGGAUGAGGUACAAACGCCAUACACUAUUGCAAUUUGGCUACUACUAGCUGGCAUAGCGAAAAUGGUAUUUCACAUAUCGAAAUGGGUCGCAGAUACUUUUCCGGAUUCUUCGUUGCUCAUUGUUGUGGGCCUUUUGUUGGGUUUGCUUUUGAAGAUGUCAAAUGUCAGUGAUGCUAUAUUCAAUCUUGAAUCACAUGUUUUCUUUUUCUAUUUACUGCCACCAAUUAUUUUUGAUGCCGGUUACUUUAUGCCAAAUCGAGCUUUGUUUGAAAAUUUUGGUUCCAUCUUAGUUUUUGCUGUCAUUGGAACUAUAUGGAACUGCUUGGCCAUCGGUUCAUCGCUUUAUGGUUUUGGCUUACUGGAUGCGUUCUCAAUCAAAUUUUCAAUUUUCGAAAUUUUUCUUUUUUCUGCAUUGAUUAGUGCAGUCGAUCCUGUGGCGGUUAUUGCAGUUUUUGAAGAGAUUCACGUCAAUGAAAUGCUUUUUAUUACUGUUUUUGGUGAAGCGUUGUUCAAUGAUGGUAUUACUGUGGUUUUGUACCGAAUGUUUCGGAAAUUCGUAAUGAUUGGAGCAGAUAAAUUGAUUAUGAUUGAUUACGUCGCUGGUUGCGUAAGCUUUUUUGUGAUCGGUCUGGGAGGCACGGCAAUUGGUCUUUUUUAUGCUUUUGUUGUUAGUUUCAUCACUAAAUAUACAGAUAAAGUUAAAAUACUCAAUCCAAUUUUCAUAUUUUUAAUUCCCUAUCUGGCAUAUUUAACUGGCGAAAUGUUCGGUCUUUCAUCGAUUUUAGCAAUUGUUGCUUGUGGUAUGGCCAUGAAGCAGUAUGUCAAAGGUAAUAUCACUACCACAGCUGCAACAUCCGUCAAAUAUUUCACAAAAAUGCUAGCACAAAUCUGCGAAACGGUGAUAUUCAUGUUUCUUGGCUUAUCCACCAUUUCUAGCAAGCAUCACUGGGAUUUACCGUUCAUCGCACUAACUAUUGUUUUCUGCUUGGUUUAUCGUACUAUUGGUGUGAUAGCACAGUGUGCCAUUUUGAAUCGUUUUCGGAAACAAAGGUUCAGUCGAGUUGAUCAAUUUGUUUUGUGUUACGGCGGACUUCGAGGAGCAAUUGCUUUUGGUUUGGUUGUUUCUAUGCCCAAUAAUAUUCAUGCUAAAAGUAUGUUUACCACAGCCUGUAUUGCGGUUAUUUACUUCACUGUUUUUCUACAGGGCAUAACCAUUCGACCUUUGACAUCAUAUUUGAAUAUCGAGCGGAGAGCCAAAGAGGGUCCCACUAUGAUACAAAGUGUUUAUAUGAAGGUGAUUUCACUGCAUUCACGAUUUUUGUUAAACUUUGAGCGUUUGAAUGCCGCUGUUCUUCGGCCACUGCUGAUGCGUAAUCAGAAACCACAUCGAUUUGACGCAUCAAAAAUUGUCAGAGCUUACACAAAGAUAACUUUAAAAGAAGCUUUGGAAAUGGCCAGUGGUAUUAAGCCUAAUAUUCGCAUACCUCCGUCGAAUGAGAACACAGAAGCACUUUAUCGUAUGUUCAGUGAAUUGUUGGAUCGCAAACUUCGAGAGAUGAGAAGAGAGAAAACUGAAGAUAAUGGCGAUGACAUCAAGGAAGAUUAUAUGGAAGAAUUCAUCAGACCUAAUGAGAUCAGCGUUUCCAACAUUGAUAUUGGCAGCGUAUGUUGCUACAUAACUUUAAUAUAA
Messenger RNA from Thelazia callipaeda (thelaziosis nematode), 1695 nucleotides. NCBI's taxonomy places the organism in Eukaryota, Metazoa, Nematoda, Chromadorea, Rhabditida, Thelaziidae. The record is from the annotation of a GenBank genome assembly.